Molecule: messenger RNA, 2822 nt
Organism: Archocentrus centrarchus (flier cichlid)
Lineage: Eukaryota; Metazoa; Chordata; Actinopteri; Cichliformes; Cichlidae
Product: lamin-A
Exons: 8
Coding region: 1011-2003 (330 amino acids)
Source: RefSeq, a predicted model, not a curated record
UAAUCAGUUCAUUUGAUUUAAAAACAUGUUUAGUUAUUUCACUAUUUCAUUAAUUAGUUGUUCCUGUGCUGUGGCAAAUUGCACACAGAGUUCAUCAGCAUAAACAGUUUUUUUGGAAGUACUCGGAUGGAAAGUUCCUGCAGGUGGUGUGUCUCCCUCUGGUGGCAGAAAGAUUGGACUGCAGGUUCAUCACCACCUGCAUGUAGACAGUGAACCGUCGCCUCUCCGGAUCCGCGCGUUUGAGCUAUAAAUAAACUCAUUCAAUGAGCUGCAGCCUCACAGCUGAGAGGAAAUGUGUCCCAACAAAGUUCAACAGAUCCUUGAGAUGACCUCAAAUAAAUGGAAAAGCUCUGGAUCACUUACAGAGAAGCCUUUCCAUGUUAUUACCAAGGUGAAUAAGAGUCAGUGACCUGAACGUACUCACCGGCACCAAGGCUGCACACUUUUUUACUUUCUAGGAACAAAAUACUGAAAAUAUCUCCACGGGAACCCCCACAGUGACUGAGUAAAUGUCUCAGACCUGAACUACUGGGUAUAUUAAUGUAAUACGUUUGAUAAAAUCCAAGAUGUUAAUACACAUUCAUGGAAUUUUCCUCCAUAAAAUCUCUUAUGCAAUCAUAUAUUACAAAGCACGAACCCGAGGCUGCUGCCAUAAAGACUUCUGCCUGCUAGAUACAACAUGCCUGAUUCCUUCAGCUCUGUCACUGCCUCAGGGGAGAACUUCACAACAGCAUUUGCAUGUAACACUAACUCAACCUUUUCACUUGUGACUGACAGAAGCCAUAGUUUUCCCUCUUUAUUCGAGUACCGGGUCACAAAAUCCACAGAAACGGAUCCGCAGCAGCACGCCUCGCUUCCAUGUUGUGACAACAGCAGCUUGCAUUAAUGCUUAAACCUGCCCCGCGUAGGUGUGCUCCAGGUAUGAGUGCACACCGUGUGGGACCCACCCGCCCUGCCCUGAGGAUCACAGGAGAUGGUUUUAGGUCUUUGAGGGAGCAGGCGAGACACGGAUGAACAUGAGGAGGUUUUUCCGAGCACACCGGGACGAGGACUACAGUCAGAUCCAGUAUCUGACGGCCAAGUGCACCCGCCUGGCUCAUGACAAAGUGUUGGACAGAGAGUUUCUGGUGUCCCGAGAGAGGGAGAGGAGGCUGCAGAAUGACCUGGAAGCUGCGACCGCCCGACUCCUCCAGCAGGAGCAGCUGAACGUGGAGCUCAGGGUGAACCAGACCCAACUCAUCAGCAGGAUCCAGCAGCAGCAGGACCUGGUGGACCUGCUGCGGCAGCGCGUGGUCCUGCUGGCGGAGGUGAGCUCCCGGGAUGCAGAGCUGCUGCGGCAGGUCAGCGCGGAGCUGCUUUGUCUGCAGAACUCUGAGGUGAAGCUGGAGGGCCUGGUGGAGGAGCUGCACGCCGAGGCCCAGCACAGAACUGAAGCGGCAGAAACUCGGCAGGUAGAGCUGCACGCCGAGGCCCAGAGCAGAGCUGCGCUCACUGAGAGCCUCCACGCAGAGCUGCGCAGUAAGAUGCUGGAGCUGGAGAAGCUAGAAGAAGCCAACAGGACCCUGACGGAGGAGCUGAGAGAUCUCCGCAGAACUCAUCAUGAUGAGGUGAGAGAACUGCAGCAGGAAAACGAGGGAAGUCUGAGGAAACUGCAGGAGACGGCAGAGCAGUUCGAGUGGCUCUGUCAGCAGCAGCGUUACUGGAUGUCUUGUGUGAAGAGGUUCAAAGACUGCCUCUUGGAGGAGAGAGAAGAUCUGCUGCGACAGGUCAGCAUGCUGGAAAAGAAGGCUGAGAAACUCAAGAAGAGUUCAUAUGAUGGCAGUUCAACGCAGAGCCUCGUCUGCCCCCUACAGGACACAGAGAGCCGUGACAGCAGUGUAACAUUGUGGGAAGGAGAUGCAGUGACCAACCUGGAGUCUCAGGUGGAGAAGUCAAAUGUGUUGUAUGAAGAGCUCUUUGACCAGGCAGGGAGCCCUAUCAACGGAUACCAAAAACCUCCAUGAGGACAGAAGCCUGGAUGCCUUAGCUUUCUUUUCUCACCAUCUGCAAACCAGGAGAUGCAAUAUUUUAUGGUGUUUGUGGUCAGCGUACCUUCCAGUCAUUGUUUUGAAAAAGCAAACACUCUUGGAAAAACAUACCCGUGAAACCGCACAUUCAUUGUUUUGUUUCCACUAUUGUUCCCCGUGAUAUACGACUGAAUUAGAAUACAAUGUGCUCCUGUCCUGCUUUUGGUGUCACACAUGCACAUCACAUGUGCUUCAAGUCUGUCUGGUCACAUUUUUGAGUAAUUGUGCAUUGUUCAAACCUUGUAAUCAACACCACUAACAAGAGCGAAGCACCUGAGAAUGUUCCCUUUUGUUGUUUUGCCAACGAACUGCAGAAAAAACCCAGCAGCUGGCGUGCAGAGGAAGCAACAAAUGUGUUCUUUCCACCAAAAUGAAGCUCUACUGAUUAUCCCCCCACUGGUCCCGCUUGAUGAUCGGAUCUCUUCGUUCAUCAGAUGGCAUGUGGCUCAGAUUAGUCACGAUGGCUCAGGCGCUUCAUCGUAUGUGAACCAUUUGAUACACACAUAAUGUAAAGGCAGUUUACACAUGAUGAGCCAAGACAUUUAGAGUAUGCAUUCUGUCACACCACAAACGUUAACUGUGCAUUCACACUUCGGUGACUGAGCGAGUUGUUGCAAUCAGCAGGAAGAGCUUACAGUUUAUACAGGUUUAUGAUAUUUUUCUUCACAGUUUGUUCAGGAAGAUAAUCUCCAGAAAUGGACUCCACGUUCCACUUCAAGUGUAAAUGCAGCUGCAUGAAGUAAAACAUUAACAUUA